AUGUGGCAAGUAGGAUUAAGAUCUGGAGUGUUGGGUCUUAGGGAUUUUGGGAUUUUGGAGGUUUUCGGGGUGUUAUUGUUUGAUGAUUUGAUGCCUUUGACGGCUGAAGCCGUUUCUAGUUCCACGAAAAUGGGGUUGGAUGAGACCAACGACGGGGGAGAGAAGAGCGGGGUUCAACAAAAGGGAGGCGAGAGUGAGGCCGAUAAUGACAAGGUAAGUGCGAGUGAGAGCUCUUUAUGCACGACUGAGGAGGAAGAAGAAGACGAUGACAGUCAUCAGAUUGAGGUUGGGCCUCAAUGCAGCCUCAAAGAACAAAUCGAGAAGGAUAAGGAUGAUGAAAGCCUGAGGAAGUGGAAGGAACAGCUUCUUGGGAAUGUGGAUGUGAACAAAGUUGGAGUAAUGCAAUGCAAAUUAACGAGGCAGAAAGUUGUUUAUGACAUCCGUUCUCAAGAAGCCAAGAAAGCAGGGAGUCCUUUUCUGAUCCCUUCCUCUGUUCAUCUGUGGCUUUCAUUUUCCAAUGAUUUUGUCCUUCGUUUUCUGUUAGAUGAGUUUUGUGCACUGGAAAAUUGCUUUGUUGUUCCAUUCAUUGCAGAAAAAUUGGAACCAGAGGUGAAGAUUCUUAGUCUUUCCAUUGUCACUGCUGAUCGACCUGACAUUGUUCUUCCUAUUCCUGAAGAUGGAAAGCCCAAAGGUUCAUGGUUUACUUUGAAAGAAGGUAGUCGCUACAGCUUGAAAUUUUCUUUCCAAGUCAGCAACAACAUUGUAUGUGGGCUGAAGUACACAAACACUGUAUGGAAAACUGGUAUGAAAGUGGACAGCACAAAAGAGAUGCUUGGAACUUUUAGUCCUCAACAAGAUCCUUAUACACAUGUCAUACCUGAAGAAACCACUCCCACAGGCUUUUUUGCUAGGGGUUCAUAUACUGCCAAAACAAGGUUUGUCGAUGAUGACAACAAAUGCCAUUUGGAGAUUGACUACACAUUUGACAUCAAGAAGGAUUGGGCCACCCCUUAA
Messenger RNA from Thlaspi arvense, 1014 nucleotides. The record is from the annotation of a GenBank genome assembly. NCBI's taxonomy places the organism in Eukaryota, Viridiplantae, Streptophyta, Magnoliopsida, Brassicales, Brassicaceae.